AUAACUUAGAAAAGAAAUUAAUGGCAAACCCAGAGCUAUUCAUGCAAUAUAAACAAUUCAUACAUGAAUUUUUAUCUCUUGGUCAUGGUCACUAUGUCGACAUUGAGAUGUAUGACAUCAAUAAACAGGCAGCUUACUACAUGCCUCACCAUGCAAUAAUUAAGCCAGAGAGUAAAACAACAAAAGUACGCUCAGUGUUUGAUGCGAGCAUGAAAACAAACAAAAAAGUAUCAUUGAAUGACUUACAGUUGAAUGGUCCUGUGGUUCAGAGAGAUCUAUUUGAUAUUAUGCUGUUGUUCAGAUUAGGUAGGUAUACCAUUACCUCAGACAUCAAGCGCAUGUUCAGGAACAUCCUGGUAGAUCCAGCGUUCACAUCGCUGCAAAACAUUCUCUGGAGGGACGAUCCCAGUCAACCAAUAAAAUGCAUUAGACUAGAUAGGGUAACCUAUGGUCUCAAGAGUUCGAGUUAUUUAGCUACUAGAUGUUUAAUAGAACUAGCUAACAGGUAUGAGAAUGAAUAUCCCUUAGCUGCAUUCAUACUAAGGAACAACACUUAUGUCGACGACGUGUUGUAUUCUCACAAUGAUUUAGCCACAGUACGUGAAGCUAAACAACAAUUAUGCUCGUUAUUGAGUUUAGGCAGUUUUAACACUCAUAAGUGGUCCUCCAACAACGAGUUGGUUUUGUCAGAUAUACCAUUGGAGGAUCAACACUUUGACAGUAUUGAUUUGCAAAAAGACAACUACAAUAUGAAAACCCUAGGUCUUCAGAUUAAUACUAAAGAGGAUAAUUUUAUCAUAACUUCACCAGGAACGUUCGAUACAAAUCUACUCACAAAAAGAAGCAUACUUAGUUAUAUAGGUAGGUGCUACGAUCCGAUCGGUUUCAUAAAUCCGAUAAUAGUAGUAGCAAAAUCAAUAAUGCAGAAGUUAUGGAUCAACAACACAGAUUGGAAUUCAUGCCCUCCAACUGAUGUAGAAAGGGAAUGGAUCCAAUUCACCGAAGACUUAAGAGUCAUGGAACCAAUUUGAUUAAGGAUUAAGUAGCCGAAAUUGGUUACUUAAAUUUGACAGACUCAACUUUGAGCAAGUACGGUUUGAGCGCUGUCAAACGCGUUGUGAAACGCAUUUUUGUCGCUAAACAUGAAGUUAAGCAUGCCAACUGUCAAAUUUGAGAUUUCUCAAGCUCUGUUGCUCAAACCAAACUCAAUCAUAAGAAAUCUCAAUUCAGAAACAGAAAUUUAAUAAGUAUGAACUUAAGUAGGCUUUGAGAACGACUCAACCUCAAAUACUCAGUUGCGAAACCGAGGGUUAUUGUUUUAAG
This is a messenger RNA of Plutella xylostella (diamondback moth), 1323 nucleotides long. Lineage: Eukaryota; Metazoa; Arthropoda; Insecta; Lepidoptera; Plutellidae. The record is from RefSeq and is a predicted model, not a curated record.